Molecule: messenger RNA, 1646 nt
Organism: Notolabrus celidotus (New Zealand spotty)
Lineage: Eukaryota; Metazoa; Chordata; Actinopteri; Labriformes; Labridae
Gene: rpp25l
Product: ribonuclease P/MRP 25 subunit-like
Exons: 2
Coding region: 118-852 (244 amino acids)
Biological process (GO): tRNA 5'-leader removal
Cellular component (GO): ribonuclease MRP complex
Molecular function (GO): RNA binding
Source: RefSeq, a predicted model, not a curated record
GCCUUUAAAUCGAGAGAAGAAGAAGAAGAAGAAGAAGAAGAAGAAGAAGAGGAGGAAGUGACGUGUUUCAGUUGAAGUAAACAUGUGGGGAGUUCAUUAGUUUGACAAACACAUCAGAUGGAGAACUACAGCAAAGCCCGGACGGAGGAGCAGCCGUCGGUCUGUCCGUUCCCCGGUCUCCCCCCUGACACGCCGGAGGUCCGCGUCAAAGACGGCAGCAAGAUCCGAAACCUGCUGCGCUACGCCCUGAGCCGCAUGGAGCCCAAACCCCGAGCGGCGGCGGCGGCGGCGGAGAAUGAGGAGCGACCCCCGCCUGAGGAGGAGGAGCAGGAAGGAGGAGGAGCCGAGGAGGGUCAUCAGGAAACGGCGGCCCGCCCGCUCUGCACACACAUUGUCUUCACCGCGAGCGGGAAGGGCGUGUCCAAAGCCAUCACGUGUGCAGAGAUCGUGAAGCGGCGUGUGAAGGGCCUCCAUCAGCUCACCAAGCUGCUGUACGGCACCGCGGUGGAGGUGUGGGAGCCGCUGGAGCCCGACGCCGGACUCGACAGCCUCACCGUCAACAGGAACGUGCCCGCCAUCUGGAUCCUGCUCUCCAGGGAGGCGCUGGACUCCAGCGAGCCCGGGUACCAGGCCCCGGGCCGCUACGACUUCCUGUGGGCUCAGUCUGUCGGCAAGGAGGAGGGGGCGUUCCCGGGACAGAGAGCGGGACACAAGAGGAAGAAAGGAGGAGGAGGAGGAGAGAGAGGAGAGAGAGGAGAGAGAGGAGAGAGAGGAGAGAGAGGAGGAGGCAGAGGGAGGGGGGCAGGGCGGCCGACCGUUCGCUCCAGAGAUCCGGCUAAAGCUCAGACCUGAUCCAUGUGUAAAGAGGACUGAGGUGUUUCUGUUACAGCAUGAGGAGACUUUAAACCUGCAGCAGAGACCGGAUCCUCCACUGAUUACAGACCUCAGCAGACCAGGAGGGACGAGGUCUCUGAACUGGAGGAGGUCUGGUGUCUGUGUGAACUCUGAGAGCGUCUCAGUUAUGGUCUGCAAACACUCAGACUUCAGUCUAAUGAUGAGGACUAAAACAAGGCUUCAGUAAACAUGGGGGUGUUCUGGUCCUCAGACUUUCACCCUGUCUUCAGAAGAUGCACCAAAUGUUCCCCGGCGCUCCCCCGAGGCUCGGACUCCUUCAGGAGAUGUUUGUUUUACUUUUUAAAAGUUCAAGUUGUUUUAAAGUUUGAUGAUGUCAUGAGUUUGAAUAUUGACCAAUCAGUGAAGAUCUUCAUGAGUUUGAAUAUUGACCAGUCAGUGAAGAUCUUCAUGAGUUUGAAUAUUGACCAGUCAGUAAAGAUCUUCAUGAGUUUGAAUAUUGACCAGUCAGUAAAGAUCUUCAUGAGUUUGAAUAUUGACCAGUCAGUAAAGAUCUUCAUGAGUUUGAAUAUUGAUCAGUCAGUAAAGAUCUUCAUGAGUUUGAAUAUUGAUCAGUCAGUGAAGAUCUUCAUGAGUUUUACUCCUUUUUUAUGAAGUGGUUUUUGGAUUGAAGGGGUCCUGAUCUAAGAUUCAAACUGUGAUUAUCUCCAGAAUGAGGAUUUGCUUUUUAAAAUCUGUUCAAGUUUUCUGUUUGUGAUGCUGAGUUUCAGAAUAAAUCAUCCUCCUAGUUUUGA